Messenger RNA from Serpula lacrymans var. lacrymans S7.9, 1325 nucleotides. RefSeq lists its product as uncharacterized. Lineage: Eukaryota; Fungi; Basidiomycota; Agaricomycetes; Boletales; Serpulaceae. The coding region runs from base 164 to 1066 and encodes 300 amino acids. The transcript has 5 exons. The record is from RefSeq and is a predicted model, not a curated record.
GGCUCCUUUCGAUGUGACAAGCCAAGAAGACCGUUUCACCGUCUUCCUUACUAUAUAAAAAAAAUAUUCAAUCAAGUAAUCACCCCACUAUUUUCUAUUUGCACUCUCAUCUUGCUUUCCUCUCAUUCUCUCCUGCACGACCCACGAAUUUUAACGUUUAACAAUGGCAGCGAUGAGAGUUAAUGUUAAUGGUCACGAACCUUUACGAAUAGACAGUGGCAUUCCGAGGUCACGCACAGAGCCUAGCAGUGCGCUCAUGAGGCUUGUGUUGACAAGGACUCACCCAGAGGAUGAUCAACCCGAAGUAGAUCUUUACCCUCCCACCCGCAAACGCACACAAAAAGAUCAAGAUGAGGCAGACGAGAGGGCACGGAAGAGGGCCCAGAAGGAUUUGGUGAACUCGUGGCAGGAGAGGCUGCAGCUCAUCAGCGUCAUCACCACAUUCUUUGCAUCUAUUGAGACCGGCCUCUUGGCCAUGACUACCCCGACGCGCGAUAACGAUGGUGCUGGUAAUUUAGUGUUGAGAGGUUCCAACGCGGUGUUGGUCGGAGCACUGGUCGUACACGUAUAUUCCGCUAUUCUCUCUUUUCUUGCAGCUUUCCUUUUGAUCAAUUACAAACUGGAAGAAGCGACGAAGGAAGAAUUAAAAGUUGAAGGCAUCGAAGUUAUCACGGCCUCUCCAGUACCGGGGUCCAUCACGAGCAAAGAUAUGGAGAGAGAUAUCGAGAAAGGAGGCGAAUCUCCUGAAGUCAUUGACGAUUCUGAUGACAGGAAGCAUGGGAGCCACAAAAAGGCUCCAAAACGCAGGGAUACUUCUCCGGAACCGCCCAUUUUGUCGAAGAACCCGCAUAUCGAACAGGUUGGACUGUUCCGGCGUGCUGCCUCAUCUCACCUUUUAAGUCGCUUCCACACGCUGUGUAUCUCACUGGCCGCGAUUGGAUUUGUGUUGUGCAUAACGGGGAUCAUCCUGUACGCGUGGGCGUUACAUCCGCUGUCUGUCAGCAUCUUUGGCACAACAUGCUUGGGAGGGUCGAUGGUGGCCGGUUUAUGGAUCGUGUUUGUAUGACCGGUGCCUGCGCAUUCGAUGAUGGCGAUGCUACGAGGUCUGGACUAUGGUUUGAGAUCCGUAGGAUGCAUUCGGCGAUAUCGCCAGUUGUCUUGUCCUAUUUUCACCUGCAAUUGCUGUACCGUACCCGAUUGAUGAUAAUUUGGAGGUGGCAUAUAAUAUCGACAGCCAUUUCCCGCCCUACAAGCAUGUGUUUUUCCCACUUGUACUCCAUAGAUAUGACAUUUCUUGCUGUGCAUAGAGCCUCCUCGCGACUGAG